GUUUGAGGCGGUUUGUUUGGAAUUUCUAGCCAGUACUCCCACCAGGUUUGCAAACCCGACGGAGACAAUAGUUUAAUCAGCUUAAACUCAAAAACUACUUCCAUUACAACAGCUAGAUAUCGAUUACUGUCUGUGGAAGAAUGGAUGACUCUACGAAACGCUUACUGCAGCGACUCAUGAGACGGAUACCGAGUCAAAUGUUAAAAAUAACGCUGGAUAAGUGGGGCCGUUUGACGGCAGCACAGCAGCAAUCCAUGGAUUUUACUCAACCAAAGUGGGUGUUAACGGAAAAGCUACUCGGCAUUUGUGAGGAAAAUGAGUGGACAUCUAAACACAUCACAGAACUCGAGAUGAUAUAUGUCAUGGACAAUCCAAACCAGGGGAUGUGGAAUGCCUUCCAGCUCAUGGACCCUGAAGAUGAUUCUCAAUCUAUAGAGCUGAUACAGUUCAAGGAACAAUUUAAAUCUCACCUCAGUGAACUCGUAAGACAUGUGUCUGUCAAAAUGAAGAAACACACAGAUGAAGCUGUAUGGAUACGGAUUGCAUGGGGAGACAGCUUCUCUCGGCCCAACCACCUGAAACCAACAUACGUUGUUCACCAGCUUCAAACUCCUUAUGUUUUUGUGACCAGCCUGACUUCAAAGCAAAAGCCCCUGUUAUCUCAGGCCUUGAUUCUGGCCACCAGAUAUCAAGCUCUUAAGGAUGCUAACCUCAGUGGACGGAAUCUCACUGCCAUUAGGGACUUGCUGAUGAGGCAAUAUCAACAGGUGUUUCCCACAAAGUAUCCCAGCCCUCUUGCAGAGGAGAAUCAAACAGUCUCAAACACACACAUAGAGAGAGAACAGGCCGUUUCUGCAGCUAACAGAUGUCAGAUGGCCUGUGAGGCCUUUGGUGACGGGAUGUUACCUCAACUACAGUCUGUAGUUUACAAGCUGGAGACAAAAUUCAGAGACCACACCAACAAGACCAUGACAGAGCGGGAGGAGCCCUUCAGAUGUGUUGUCAAAUUUUCAAGCACUAAUCUCCUGGAGUCACUCAGACACUGUGCAUCUUCAGGUAUUGCCUCCACCCCUGUUACACCCCUGCUCUCAUCUAUUCCCCUGAAAGGAAAGAAUUAUUUUGUCAUCACAGACAACGGCCCUGGACCCUCUUCACAAAAGCGCCAACCACAAAGCUGAAGCGUGACAGAUUCUUGAAUUAGAAUACUCACAAUGUGGCCUGUUGUCACUUCUACCACAUCCAUUAAUGGAUUGCUUUUACCAUUCUGUCACUGAUCAUCUCUUUAAUACAGCUCUUGAAGAUUCAUGGCUCCCUGGAUUUUAGAAUAAAUCGAUGUUCUCGUCUGUCUUUAUGUGCUUUCAGAUGCUAAUGUGUCAAUAGUUGGCAAUUGAUUAUUGUCAUUGUAUUAUAUUUUGUUGGUGGUCAAGUAGCAGAAUGUUACUGUCAUUACAUGUUAUAUAUGUCCAAAUUGAAUAUUAAAGCAGGAUUUUUAAUA
Molecule: messenger RNA, 1495 nt
Organism: Thunnus maccoyii (southern bluefin tuna)
Lineage: Eukaryota; Metazoa; Chordata; Actinopteri; Scombriformes; Scombridae
Gene: cenpn
Product: centromere protein N
Exons: 10
Coding region: 141-1178 (345 amino acids)
Biological process (GO): CENP-A containing chromatin assembly; chromosome segregation
Source: RefSeq, a predicted model, not a curated record